Molecule: messenger RNA, 1869 nt
Organism: Naegleria fowleri
Lineage: Eukaryota; Heterolobosea; Eutetramitea; Acrasida; Naegleriidae
Exons: 1
Coding region: 1-1869 (622 amino acids)
Source: RefSeq, a predicted model, not a curated record
AUGUCAUCCCUUCAUUCUACUCCCAUGCAUUCCAACGAAGAUUCAAGAGCAUCAAAUAACACGUCCUCGUCGAGAAGAAAAUUUUCUCUUCCUCUCUUCCGAACCAAACAAGAAUGCGAAAAAGAGGCAAUGGAAUUUGCUUCUCAUUACAUGAUCAUUUUCGAAGAGAUGAUGAACAAUGAAGAUGCGAGACGAGUGUUCAAACAAUUUCUGAAGGAAGAGGCUCAUAAUGAAGAGCCUCUCAAUUUUCUGGAAGACCUCAAAGUUUACGAAAAAGAAUUCAAGAAGAGCAAUGAAUACUUCUUGCAAGAUGAUUCACAAAUUUCUUCGACGACUUUCAAAAGCAUCACCAAGUUGUACCACAAGGCCCACAAACUCAUUAACAAGUAUGUUAAUUUCCAUGGACAAAGUGAGCUCAAUUUGGGUCAUUCUCAAAACAUUACUUUACGAGAUUGGAACAGAAUCCAAUACUUGAUGCAACUUAUCACUUCAACGCAAGAAGAAACUUCUGUAGACACGACAGGAAGCCCUCCCACGUCACCAAAAAGCCCACGCACACCAACUUCUCCCACUGCGAUAUUCUUUCCUGUCUCCCCUGCUUCAACACCAUCUGGUACUCACAAAAGUGAACAGAAUCAAUCCAAAAAUCACUCAAAGAGAAUUAUUUACAAUAGAGAUUUGGUGAGACAAAUGAUGGAAGUGCUCGAUCCAAAACAACUGUUUGAAUCUUGCAAAGUGAAUGUGAAUUUAGAUUUGAAACUCGACCAAUUUCCACGAUUCACACGAUCACAAUGUUGCCACUUGUUUCUCUACUUCAAUGGAGAGGCAUUCGCACGCUCUAUUGCUGUAGAUAUUUCAAAAGGUAGAAAUUUGGAUGUAAGAUUUAGACCAAAGGAUUUUGAGACACAAUUAGUGACAGAUAAGGACAUUUAUUUUGCGUUUUCAAUGUGUGAAGAUAGUCCACACUGGGAUUUGGUGUAUGAUAGCAAACAAGUCAAAUUGUUUCACUCAAAAGCAAACUUUACAUUUCGCAAAGACAGUUCUUCCAUGAACCUCUCGAAAUCAGUUUUGAUUCUUCCAUUCCCUGUUGAAAAUGUAUUUAAUGCAUUUUGUCAUCGAGAUUUCAGAUUCAAGAUAAGUGAUCGACUAUUACCAGAAAGUUGUUCUCUUGAAUAUGUCCCUCCUAUUAAAUCAUUUAAAACCAAGGAUCCACAGAAGGAAUUAGUGAUUGACGAAAGAGACGAGCUAUACGAUAGUGCUUCCCCACCUCUUGGUAUUGCAUCUGGUUUCUUAGGGUUUGAUUUGAAACUUCCUUUAGUUAAGAAAAGAGUUUGUUCUGUCUCUCAAACCUGUAUCUACGAUACUCAUGCAGAGUGCAUUGUUAAUGUGGGCCAUUCAACUUUACCACUUGAUCAUUCCCAACAAUACAAGGAUUUUGCAAAUGACAAAGUCGUGAUCGACCUCCACUUCUGUAGCAUGUUUUUCCGAGUGAACAUGACUACCACUCGACUCGUUCAAGUGUGUUAUGUGGACAGCAAAUUUCCACUCAAUUCUCAAGCUCUAUCACAAAACAUCAUCACCAAACAUGCAAAAACCAUAUUUGAAAAAUUUGAAAGCGCCAUGCGCCUCUACAACAAGAGUUGUAACUCCACUCAAUCGCCAAAUGAACAUCACAUCAGCUCCUCACUUGCCUCAGAUGUGUUCAAAAUUCAACAAGCGCUCGAUGACAACUCUCGUCUGUACCCCAAUCGGUCUUGGUUCAAAGAAUACGAGUCGAGAAAGAAACAAACGGUCACACCCUCCAAUAACGAGGACAGUGUGGUGUUUCCUAGAGGCCAUUCAUCACAUGGAAAAAGUUCCUACCUGUAA